Messenger RNA from Psylliodes chrysocephalus, 1204 nucleotides. The record is from the annotation of a GenBank genome assembly. Lineage: Eukaryota; Metazoa; Arthropoda; Insecta; Coleoptera; Chrysomelidae.
CUGUUCAAUACGUAACGUGCUAUAACUGACUUUCUUUUUCAUUUCAUAGGGAUAUGUGUGAGACAGACAAUAAACUCUGAUGGAUAUUGCAACGUAAGGUUGCUAUUACACAAAACUUUACUAAAAGUUUUAUAAUUUCAGUAAUAAGGUCAUGAAGGUAUGAUUAGUAAAGGAGGAAGGUGUAGGUACAGCAUUAUUUUACUGUCACCUCUCACUUCUCCAUUAUGAAAGCUAUGACAAUGUCAGAUAUAUUAGAAACAUUUUUGUAUAUAGGAGAAGUCACUCAAAAAAAUGGACGCCGAGGAAUAUUACGAUUCUCUAGAUGAAAGUUCAGAUUACGACAGCUGUAAAUGUCCAAAAACGAAAAAGAUGUCAUCAGCAAAUUUUAAACAACAGCAAGAAGAUGAUGAUAAUACGGACGAUUCGAUACCGUUCUAUAAAGGCACUUUAAGCAUGAGUCGGUUAGAUUUUACAUCAUCGAAAUGUAGCGGAUUAUUGGGAGGACAAAAUCGCAAAACUUCCAGAUCGAGAUUAAAAAUGUCGAUAGCACCAAGACCUAAACCAAAAAAGUCUUAUUUGGAAAUAUUUUACAAUAAAACUGGUGCUAGUAAAUAUGAUAUCGAAGGAUUAGACUCUUCAAGACCAACGUGCUCUAGUUCGUCGCCUAAAAGUUUCACGACUUGCGAUGGAGAUGUUGUUUGUGAUGACGUCAUUGAUCUUUAUUUAAAGAGUGAUUCGGAAAUAAGUUCAGAAAUUAAAGAUGUAUCCCCGAAACGUAUCCCUAUAUUAGAUUUGCAUAUGGACAGUGGAAAAGGCGAUUAUAAAUUCAACAGUGUGAUAGACAAAAAUAAUGAUAAAAAUAUGUGCUCCCGUUCUAAUAAAAGUAAUAUUUCGAAAAAAAAUUCGAAAGUUUUAAGGAUACCCCAAAAUACAACAAUCCAAAAAUUUGAAAUGCCGACUUCGAAGUUGGAGUCUUGGAAAAAGCGGCUACAAUAUGGUAGGAAAGCAAGCGAGACGAAUAGAAUACAAAUGCAAGAGAAGAGGGCCUUGCAAACUUUGGAAAAAGAAACAAAAAAUUCAAAUAAUAUAAGUACAUGAUUAAUUUUUUGUCUUGCUAUAAACCUUUCGUUUCUCCAGGGUUGGAUGAUAGAUCAAACAUAAUUAUUACUACUCUAAAUAUAUAUUUAAUAAACAUAUUUGUCUU